Molecule: messenger RNA, 1938 nt
Organism: Xyrichtys novacula (pearly razorfish)
Lineage: Eukaryota; Metazoa; Chordata; Actinopteri; Labriformes; Labridae
Source: the annotation of a GenBank genome assembly
AUGAGCUCCUCCACUAGUAGGAUGGAACAGAACAGAACAGAAGAAGCGACCAAUUAUGACUUUCAGGGUUUUGACUCAGAGGAAGAAUUAAACCCGCUUCCUUCUGGAGUCGGCCAGGAUUCAGAGGACUUAGAUGAACAGGACCAAAUUGGCUCACCUGACUCCGUAAAUAAAUCAUCUCCAGAAGAGACCAAAAAGUCAGGCAUGAGAGGGCUCAUCAGCAGGAUGAAAGCUAUUUCUGUCCAAACAUUUGCUCAAGAGUCAAUCCUGAAUGUGAGGUCUAGAGUCAGGCGUAGGCUGGCCCACCGUCAAGGACAGGAAGCUGUCAGUUCAGAUACUUCAAUGCUUCUGGAGAGUGAGGAUAGUCUUUCAAAUGAGAUAAUUACAACCGAAGAUCAGCAUACAAACAGUGAGUCUGAAGAGGUUUGGCCUUCCACUGCCCUCUGUAAAAGUGACUGUGAGCGUCGUCUUGAUGAGGCUCAGAAAUGCCACAUUGAGAAAGUGGCUGAGCUUGAGAGAGAAAAGGAGGAAAUCCAGGCUAUAAAGGAAAACCUCUUCUCUCAAGUUAGUCGUCUGCAGGAUGAGAGCAUCACAAAUGAAAGGAACAGGAGCCUCUUGACUGAGAAGGUGGCGAGUCUUGAAACAAGACUGGAUGAAAAAGAGAGAGAAAAUGAAAAUUUGGUGGCAGAAAUUGACGAUUUGAAGGAAAGGAAUUGGCGUCAAGAAAAGCAUUAUGGAGAGAAAGUGCUUCACCUAACAAGAGACUUGCAGCAAGCUCAGGACAGAGAAAGGGCCCUGAACCAGCAAGUGACCUCUCUCCAAACAUUAUUUAAUAAAACACAAGACAGGACUACACAGCUCAGGGUAGCAUUGCAUGACUGUCAGUGUCGUCUUGAUGAGGCUCAGAAAUGCCACAUUGAGAAAGUGGCUGAGCUUGAGAGAGAAAAGGAGGAAAUCCAGGCUAUAAAGGAAAACCUCUUCUCUCAAGUUAGUCGUCUGCAGGAUGAGAGCAUCACAAAUGAAAGGAACAGGAGCCUCUUGACUGAGAAGGUGGCGAGUCUUAAAACAAGACUGGAUGAAAAAGAGAGAGAAAAUGAAAAUUUGGUGGCAGAAAUUGACGAUUUGAAGGAAAGGAAUUGGCGUCAAGAAAAGCAUUAUGGAGAGAAAGUGCUUCACCUCACAACAGCCUUGGAACAAGCUCAGGACAGAGAAAGGGCCCUGAACCAGCAAGUGACCUCUCUCCAAACAUCAUUUAAUAAAACACAAGACGAGGCUACACAGCUCAGGGCAGCAUUGCAUGACUGUGAGCGUCGUCUUGAUGAGGCUCAGAAAUGCCACAUUGAGAAAGUGGCUGAGCUUGAGAGAGAAAAGGAGGAAAUCCAGGCUAUAAAGGAAAACCUCUUCUCUCAAGUUAGUCGUCUGCAGGAUGAGAGCAUCACAAAUGAAAGGAACAGGAGCCUCUUGACUGAGAAGGUGGCGAGUCUUGAAACAAGACUGGAUGAAAAAGGGAGAGAAAUUGACGAUUUGAAGGAAAGGAAUUGGCGUCAAGAAAAGCAUUAUGGAGAGAAAGUGCUUCACCUGACAACAGCCUUGGAACAAGCUCAGGACAGAGAAAGGACCCUGAACCAGCAUUCAGAGGAAACAAUCAGCAAGCUCAGAGAAGAGCUCAAGGCAAAGCAGGAGGAAGAGAUACUAGCGCCAAGUGAAAGACAUCUUAACUCCACUGGGGUGCAGACAGACGAGAUAUCACCUGAACCUCAGCAGCUGGAAACUCCUGCUGCUGAGGCUCAGAGUGAAAGCCUGUGGAAGUGCUCUCUCAGAGGUGCACUGAGCGUAGGCAAGUUCAUUGGUGUGUCCGCUGCAUAUGCACUUGUUGCAGUGGGUAUACUGUCCAUUGGAUUGAGUGCUCAUUGUGAUUGCCCAGGACACCCCUUUUAA